Naegleria lovaniensis is the source of this 4422-nucleotide messenger RNA. RefSeq lists its product as uncharacterized. NCBI's taxonomy places the organism in Eukaryota, Heterolobosea, Eutetramitea, Acrasida, Naegleriidae. The record is from RefSeq and is a predicted model, not a curated record. The transcript is spliced from 8 exons. The coding region runs from base 1 to 4422 and encodes 1473 amino acids.
AUGUCGGACAACAACUCGCAGCAGCCUUCAAGAGCUCCGGAUGUCUUCAAAAUUGGAAAAACAGAAUAUGUGAGGUUUAAAGAAACAUACUUUUAUCCACGUCCUUAUCGAACCGAUAGAACUAAAAUUUAUCAAGAAAAGGAAGAUCCACGAACAGGAAAGUUAGCCUACUUUCAUUGGGGCUCCAAGCAAUUCCUUGCAAGUUAUUUGGACUUUCCUGAUUAUGUGUCAUUGGAGGAGCAAAGUGCAUCAACACCGACCACCAACAGUAACACAGCAAGCACCUCUGAUCCAUCAACACCUCCCUCAACACCUGUAACACCCUCAACACCCUCAACACCCUCAAUUCCUCCCGCUACUACUCCAACAACCACACAGCCUAACACCACCUCAGUCCCUCAGCAAGCAAAAGAAGACAAGGCUUCAUCAUCAUCAGCAUCGUCAUCAGAUCCAAACAGCAAGACUACAAAACCUCAAGAUCUAGCCUCCAAGAGCAAUGUAACAGCAACACAACAAACUCCAACUACUCCAGAAACCAGAAGCAAGGAUAUAUCUUUUCCAACACAACAACAACCUAUUACUACUACAAAGGAACAAACAGAGCAGCAGGGCAAGGAGUCCACCAUUGUUGCUUCCAAUGACAACACUGGUGAGACAAGUCCACAUAAAGGGCUCAAACAAUCGGACGAGGGUCUACAAGAGAACAGAUCAACUGUUAGUACAGAGUCUGAGGCAUCCAAAUUGAAGAAAGUCACCAUUGUUGACGACAAUGAGAAAGUAAAAAAGAGGGCUGCCACGAUGGUCAAUAGCCCUACAACUCCUACCAACGAGCCAAAGAAAUCAAUGACAACGAUUCAGGACAAUGCAGGAACUUCCUCUCAAGAGGAUUUCAAAGAUUUUACUUCCGUAAAGAAACUAUCUUUCAUUGGCAGAAAGAACUUGAACUCCAAACAAAACUAUUCAAAGAAAGAUUUGGCGAGAACAGAAUUUGACGACCAAAUUGAGGACGAAUUGUUUGUGCUGCCCGGAAGGGGAGAGGUGCAUGUCCACACUGCUUUCAAAUCCAGCCUUUUUGUUUCACCCAAAACUAAGAAGGACCGAAUUGUUAUUUUAGCCCGAGACUUUGUUGGCGCCUUCUGUCUGUUCAUUGCAGGACAAGAUGGAAAAUCUAAGAAAAAUGUUAUUUUGAAUGCCCUACCGUUAAUUGACUUUUUUGAUAUAAAUGAUGAGAAAGAUUCCAAGUUUGUUCUCAUUAUUGACGGUGUAGAGCUAGUGCUUCAAGCACCUACUAUAAGUAAGGAACGUCUAAAGGUUGGAUUGGAAUUAGCCUAUAACGAAAUUGAAAGUAAAAAGGAAAUAGACUUGCAUUAUUACCGCCUUGCCUCUGUUGAGUUUGCCAACUCAUAUUACAAGCCAAUUACUGAAACUACCGGACCAGCAGUUGUAAAAUCCAUUAUUGAGGCCGAUCCAUUCGAAACUGUAGAUGAGAGCAUUCAAGAAACAACAGAUACAUUUGUUGUUAGUAAAUACGAGCAAGGCCUAAGAUACUUACACAUCGUCUCAAGAAACCCAUUCGAAAGAGAUGCGGCUUUACAAGAAGCUCUAUCAUAUAUUGAGAAAAACUUGAAGAAGAUGGACAAAACAACACUAGAGAAGUGUCUCCGCAUUUUGGAAAUAAUUUUCAAAAAUCCAACAACCACCGAAAAGCCUGAAUUGCGAAAUACUUUUCUUAAAUUGAUGCAUGAUAUUAAGCAAUCAAAGAAAAUUAACGAUGAGACAAUCGAUGAAACAAUCAAGUUGGGCAAUUUGUGCUUUAAAUCAAUUGAAUAUUGGAGAUCUAGAGCCAAACUCAAAGAAGUCCCAUUUGGUGAGGAUUUCCAACCUGUAUCACAAAAGUUAAAAGCGAAAAAAGAGGUUCAACAAGAAAAGCUGAUGCGAGAAUCGAUUAUUCAGAAAAAACUACCAUCAGGCGUUUUUUUAGGCGUACUGUUCUUUACUAGGAGUGGUGAAAUUUUGUCAGACCGUAACGAUAACUUGCCAUCUGUCAAAUUGGAAAGAUUAAUGUACCAUAUUGAAGCCGCAAAAAGGCUAGAUCAUCCCGAUUGGCAAUGGCUUAUGCGUCAAGGACAACACUCUUUCUCAAAGUCGAUCCUUGAACUUGCUCCUUCAUUAUCAAAUCCACAAGUUGUGAUGGAUGUCUUUAGAACCGAAUUUAUAAGAGGGUUUAACGACCUACAUAGGGCCAUUAAUCAAUCUACAAAACCCAGUACUGACCUUGGAGUACUGUUAGAUAAGGUUGUUACCAUGAAGGGCCAAAAUAUUUUGUACUACCUCAUGGUUAAGCAAGUCGAACAUGAAAAAUUUGAAGUUCCAAGCGGGUACAAGUGGGACAAUGCUGUAGACUUUGAAUAUAGACAAUAUCAAAAGUACGAAAAUUUAGAUGAUUCCUUUGUUAUUGACAAGUUAGAGAGUCAUUAUAACGGGUCAAGAUGGGUCAACAAUGCAAUAGACUAUUAUAGAUCAAUAACUUCUAAAACAUAUUCUGAAGGAUUGUGGAUGAGCUAUUUUAAUUUCAAACUAGAUCCCAAUGGCUCGUAUCAGCUUAUUGUUGAAGACAAAUGCAGAUUUAUGACUCCCUCUGUCAAAGUAGCAGACAAAUACGAUGCAAAAAAGCUCAAGGACUUGUUGACUGCAGGUGUUGACUCUAUUCGUUCUCUUGAAGGCGUUGUCACUGAAGAUACUCCAGAUUAUCAAUGUGACACCUUUGAAAAACAAAUGUUCAGGUCGCAACUUCAACUGAAAAAGAAGAUUGGAAAGGAUAGCUUGGGUCAGCUAUACAAGAAUGAGGUCAUUGAACUGAGUGACAAAACGAAACUUAUCAUUUUUAUUGAUACUGACACUAAUUUUAACAUUACCAACGACCUGUACAGGUUUUUAUGGAGAGAUGAAGUUUCGUUUGAAGCUCUUCACAUUGGAAUGUUCUAUCCUACUCUUCUAGACCAAUAUAUGAGCACCAUCCGCAAGCAAUUAUCUUUUGACAAUACAAUAUUCAAUGAUAGUUCCACAUCCACAGAUGAAUAUUUACGGAGAAAGAACGUGACUGAUAAUAGUAGGCUUAAAGAAAUGAUAAGAGCAGAAGAGGCGAUAUCCCUGAUACGAUGGCCCUAUCGUGUUAUAUCAUGCUAUUUGGCCACCGCUCAAUCAAAACAGCCAAUUGUAGAAAUUAUAUCCAAUGGUCGAACGUAUGCCAAGUUGAUUUACGACCACACUAUUGGAAAAAAGAAAGGUUUCAAAGAGUACAAGAGUGAGCUAUUCAAGACUCAAGACUCGCAAGAAGUUGAGGCAAAGAAACAGAAAUACCUUGUCAUGCAAAACAUGAAAAAUAAUGAGCAAGAAGACUUGGAGCGCUCAACAUGCUCCGUUUACGAUGUAGAAGUGAAUAUUGAAGAUGUUUGUGAAGUGGACCGGCUUGUGCUUGGACCAACCAAAGAAGAAUUGCUGCAAAUAAUGGUUGAAGAAGAAGUACAAUUGAACAUUAUCGAUCAUUUAGAUAGAAUGGAGUUGAAAGCAAUCAAAAACACAUUAGAUGACGUAAUUUCUAUUAUUGAGGUUACCACAGAUUUGGUUGAUUACGCUAUUUUUGAGGAACGACUUAGAGAGUCUAAACAAGCUCUCCAAGAUGAAAGAAUCGACUUUGUACAGUCACUUUUUUCUGGGGUUAAAGUUGAAAGAGAACAAGCAUCUCUAUUUAUUGACAUGGACGAGGCAACUUAUGAUCAUCUCUACAGGAGCUCCAUUCAAGUAUUUGAUGACUUGCUAACUCAAUCUUUUACACUGCUUUCAGCUAUUGAAAAAACGCAAACCAUGAUUGAUCUAGCAGAGACCAUGUACAUUCAUGACUUGAAUGUUGAAAAGCAACAAAAAGUGCUUCGAUCUAUCCAAAAAAUUCAGGACAAACAAAUUGAAAUGAAUACUGCUUCAAACUUUAACAAGAUUAACAGCCACCACAACAUACUUCAAAGAGCAACGAUCAACAUGGAUGAAGAGAAGCUUCGAAUUAUGCUCGAAGAAGAAGAGCGUCAGAGAAGCGAGAGUGUGGAAAAAAAGAUGAGAAAGUUUGUGAAACGAGCAAUGGGAUAUCAAUCAUUUUCUCUUCCAUACGGGCCAGGUGAUUUGAGCAUUCAGCCAAAACCAAAGCCUGUGACAAUGAAUCAACCUCAGACAAAACCAAGUACAUCCCCUUCAUCAGCAAACACUUUCAAAAAGAAGUCACAAUCCCAAACGCCAACCACAAACACUCUCGGCACAAACGCCUCCUUAAUUAAUAAGCUGAUUGAUCAAUCUAUUUCAACCUCAAAAGCAAAGUCCAUCCUUGCCAAGUUGAGACACGACCCUCGAUCAAGCAACGCAGCACAAAAGUAA